UGAAGCCUAUAAAUAAAACAGAUGUGCGCAGCAUGUUUCAGUGCAGGUGAAGCAGCGUGGAGCUCCGCUGUCUCUCUCUCUGGAUGAACGAAGGUUAAACUCAAACCUGCAGCAGAGGCAGCCAAUGCCGCAGACAGACAGAUGCCUCCCAGCUUCCUGUCAUUCUGCCCUCCUCAGCAGACCGACGCCUCCUCACGCUCCGGCCAGAGGACACGGAGCAGACUGCAGCCAUGGGAGCGCAUCAGCCCACCCGCAGGACCACCGGAGAGGACCGGGCUGCUGCACUCUUCCUGACCGAAGGUUGAACCCACAUUAUGAGUGAGUUAGACGCUUCGGGGGUGGGGGACAAUCCCCCUCCCUAUAUUAUCUUUGUGGUGGUCUUCCUCUUCUUCCUCACCGGACUGCUGGGCUUCCUCAUCUGCCACCUGCUGAAGAAGAAGGGCUACCGCUGCCGCACCGGGGACAUGGACGAGGACGAGGAGGAGGAGGAGGAGGAGGAGGAGAAGCUGGGAGUAAAUGCAGACGACGAUGAUGAAGAGAAUCAGGAUACAGUGGAGCAGAUCCUCAAAUGCAUCAUUGAAAAUGAAGCUAACAUGGAAGCCUUCAAUGAAAUGAUUGGAAAGCACAACAUCUGUGUGCGCCACGACCCCAGGUUGCGUAAGGAAUCGAUUGGUGGCGUUCCUCCCCAUCUCCACACAGUCCACUCAGGAAGCGACCACAACUCGUGCCACCUCUGCGCCCAGGUCAAAUCUAAAAAGGGACGAAGACAAAGCCGGACUCCCCGAUUGAAACAACGACCUGGAGAGCAGACCGUCUUCUCUGUUGGCAGGUUCAGAGUUAUUCACACCGAUAAGAAACUCCAUGGAGGUCCAAAUCCAAUGGGUAGUUCAGGAGACCAGCUGGACCAAUCCCAGGAUAGCGACGAGAGGAAGGAGGGCGGGUACAAUCUGAGAAGCAUGUUCAAGGAUGUCCGACCACCUUCAGAGAACACCAAUGGGGUUGCUCCGGCUACAGGGAAACGCAGGAAAAGUUUAACCAUAUUUGGGCUGAGGCGGGGAAGCGACCCUGUUGUUAAAACAGGAGAGGGGAUGGGAAGGGAGCCCGGAGGUGUUAGAUUUGCUAUUAAGCAGCAACCUGUGGUGCUGGAGGAAAUGUUGCAGGGAGAGGACACUAAAGGACUCUCUGAACCUGGUACUAAACCUGGAAACAAACCUAAAACCGAACCAUCAAAGAAUCAAAUCCCUGCUGCCCAAAAACAGGAGGCUAAAACUUCAGGUCCAGAAGAUUCUCCUGCUUUGCAAAAUCAGAAACAGGGCAACGACUCUAAACAAGGACCCUCUCCUGAAACUGGUAUGAAUCCCCGGAUAAAACCUUCUGUUGGGAAUAUCACAGAGUCCAUCCCAAACUCUCUUACUGUUGUAUAUCCUGCUUCGUCUGGACAGACAUUUAAGAUAGCAGAGAAACCAACAGACCUCGGAGAGAAGGCAUUAAUAUAUGAAGAAGGAUUUGACCCUGGGCCUAUACAGACCUCCACACCCAUCGCCCCCAUGUAUGGAUGUUUGAUUCCUACUCAUCACCCUGAAUCCUAUCCUAACACAGAUUAUCCAGUAACCCAAACUCCUCCUGACCGGAGCUCCAGCCCGGAUCUCGACCCAGGUUAUGGUGCUAACCUUGUUUUAAUAAGCCUAGGGUCAUCCCCUCCAUCUUCUUACCCAACAAGGUCCCAAUCUUCAUUUUCUUCUUUAAAAACACCUACCUCACCUCUGGUGAUCACACCGAGCCCCAACCUAGGUGCAAGAAAUACAUCAUUGGGGGAUACACAAACUGGCUUUUCCCCUAUUCUUACUCCAAGCCCCAAACUCCCAUCAGGCCGGGCUACAUCCUCACCCUUUGGAAUAAGUGCUAGUCCAUUACAAGUCAGAACUCCUUCGCCUGGUUUUACGGCCGGCCUCACAUUAGACACCACACCAGUAUCACCAAGAACCCCCUCUUCUCCUGCGUACUCAAAUGAGUCCUCUGAACGUUCACCUCGUCUGGCGUUGAAGUCAGGAAGUGUGGCAUCAGUAACGUCUACAACCAGAGGUGAUAUGGUUUCAAGCCUCUUACCUUUGAGGGAACAAGAGCAAGAAGAAGCCAGUAUCUCCAGUACAGAAGAAAAGAAAGAAACAAAGAGGGCUGGGAUUCUGAAAAAAGCUAAACUCUCACCUGUUGAGGGAUGUCAGCUCUCUGAAGACAGACCCACCAGUUUGCUUCUGUCGCCUUCCAGUCCAGCGCCCCCCUCCGGACCUGUAGGGAGCAGAAUUAGCAGUGUGACCAUCGUGAAAGCCAGCCCUGACAGCAAGAGAGAGUUUUCUGUUGUCACCAUGGAGGAGAGGGAAGAAUCCUCAGCGAAGGAGAAGGAAAGAGAGACUUCUGAACUUGGUGACAAAUCAGAAAAAUUGGAAAGUCGUCCAGCAGUCGACCAGGAGAGACAGGUUCCUGUUCAAGGUGUUGGAGAACCUGAAAGACAAAGUGGAGAGACUUCUGGAGCAGAGGUUAGGCUAACAGUGAGCCAAGACAGGGAUGAUAUGAUGGAGAUGGAAGAUAUAAGAGACUGCAAAGUGACUCAGGAAGGGGACGGACAAUGUGCAGAGGAGAAGGUGUCAAACGUUGAAUCGAAACAGGACUGAGGUUAUGAGUCUCACAUGGAAAAGCAGAAGAGUUCUAUGGGAUAAGAAGCAGCACUCAGUGGACUAUAGAAAAUGACACGCAGUAAUAAUAAACUCAAGCAAUUAAAAGCUGCCUUUAAUCUUUUAACCACAGCACUGAAUAUGUCACAGCAAGACUGAUUCAUGUAAAAAUAUCAGACACUCUCCCACGUUUGGAUUUUAAGGAUGGUAUGCAGUGUGUUCACCACAAAUCACACAAACUUUACUUGAUGUAUUAUUAUUUGGCUUUAGUGGUUUGUAUUUUUUCAUGUCUUACUCUUACUGGUAUUGACUUUCGUUUUUUUUUCUUCCUUGUGAUAAAUGUAUGGAAACAUGCUUUGAGCUCUGAUGCUGCACAUAAGCCAAGAUGUGGUCUGAACAUUACGAGACAACAAUGUUGACAAAACUAAGAUUUGAUAAAGACGUUGCCAUGGUGAUCUCCAGAGAUUACCAAUCUAUCAUUUGCUAAUAAGAAUUUUGGAACAAAUGUAAACACAUACUCACAUAAGUCACAACUGUAGGUUUUGUCUUGAUAGGCUCUGGUUCAUGCUGCCAAUUAAGCAAUAGGGAGACACAUCAAUUACAUAGAUAUUCUGAAAUUCAUGUACCUUAUUGAAACACUUAAUUCUCACUCACAUUGUUUAGCUGAUUUCUAAAGAGAAUUCAAAUGGAGGCAACAAUUCAUUUUUUUGAUAUAUGAAAAUUUGGAAGGUGUCUUAAACUCUGAGUGUGCAGUCAUGUUCCGAGCAGGCAACGUUAAAGCGAGAGGGAAAUGGAUCAGAAUUAAAGUAACUUUGGUCUUG
Molecule: messenger RNA, 3490 nt
Organism: Labrus mixtus (cuckoo wrasse)
Lineage: Eukaryota; Metazoa; Chordata; Actinopteri; Labriformes; Labridae
Gene: rell2
Product: RELT like 2
Exons: 6
Coding region: 315-2669 (784 amino acids)
Biological process (GO): positive regulation of p38MAPK cascade; positive regulation of cell-substrate adhesion
Source: RefSeq, a predicted model, not a curated record